GAGCUUAGGAAACUUGGGUGGUGACCAAAGAGAGAGAAGCUUUAGAUAGUUUUGAAAUGGAAGGAGCAGCCCAGAUGGCUUUGCCCAUUCUGGGAAUAGUUGCAGCCGCCGCUGUGACAUUCUAUGCUGUUAGCUUCUCAGAGCUACGUGAGAAGUCUUUCAACGAGUUGGAGGACCCGGAGGAAACAGAGAGUGGGGGUGGAUUCAGGUCCUCGGCCAGCUCCAGGGAGCGAAGAGCCAAGAGAAAAGCCGAGAAAGAGGCCCGGAAGUGAUGCUAUGAUACCAUGGAAAACGCGCAGUUGAAUUAUUGAACCCUACUCUUCUUUUCUUCUUCCUUUUUUUUUUUGUGAUUACUUAUGCGCUUCUUGCGAGAGAGCAUCUGCUAGUUGGCAGAAUUAGUGUAACAGAGCAACCUCGCACGAAAAAAGAACUUAGUGUACUGGUUGUUAGGUGUGGUAAUGUUCCAACGAAAAAAUUAUGAAUAAGCUGUUUGUUUCUUUUUCC
This is a messenger RNA of Elaeis guineensis (African oil palm), 504 nucleotides long. RefSeq lists its product as uncharacterized. The record is from RefSeq and is a predicted model, not a curated record. NCBI's taxonomy places the organism in Eukaryota, Viridiplantae, Streptophyta, Magnoliopsida, Arecales, Arecaceae.